This is a messenger RNA of Bufo gargarizans (Asiatic toad), 2201 nucleotides long. It is a transcript of the gene SOCS6, whose product is annotated as suppressor of cytokine signaling 6. Gene Ontology annotation, biological process: regulation of growth; protein ubiquitination; intracellular signal transduction. The record is from RefSeq and is a predicted model, not a curated record. Gene Ontology annotation, molecular function: 1-phosphatidylinositol-3-kinase regulator activity. Gene Ontology annotation, cellular component: phosphatidylinositol 3-kinase complex. Lineage: Eukaryota; Metazoa; Chordata; Amphibia; Anura; Bufonidae. The transcript has 2 exons. Bases 250 to 1854 code for a protein of 534 amino acids.
UUUGUCUCCCAGUCCUGCUCCUCCUCUCAUGGCCGGUUCUGUGGGGUCGAACAGAGCAGCGGAUAGGGUCGGUGACAGCGGCUGGAGAAGGCCGUCUACCAAGCGGCGGUGCGGCUCGGUGUGAGGUGAUGGUUACAGAAGCUAAAUGACGCCAUUUAAAAAAAGAGGCGAAGCAGUGAUUAAUGGCAGCGUUCUAGGGCCCGUCCACUGGAGGAGUCCAACAGCAAGAGAAACUGGUCACUUGCCAUAAUGAAGAAAAUCAGUCUGAAGACAUUUCGUAAAUCUUUUAACUUGAACAAAAGCAAAGAAGAAAAUGAUUUUGUAAUGGUACAGCAGCCUUCAAUUGCCAAUACCUUUGUGAAAGAUGACUCUCUGUUUGGUAGCUGCUAUGGCAAAGACUUGACAGGCUGUGAAAUCAACAGUGAAGAUGAGAAAGGCGGCAAAAAUAGGUCAAAAAGUGAGAGCUUAAUGGGGACUUUGAAAAGGCGCCUUUCAGCAAAGCAGAAGCAAAAAGGAAAGGGAAGCACAUCGGUUAACUCUGCAGAAGAGGACACAUUUUCUUCAUCUUCUGCACCUAUAACUUUUAAAGAUGUGAGAUCUCAAAGGCCUCUAAGGUCAACAUCCCUUCGAACACACCAUUACAGUCCAACUCCAUGGCCCUUACGUCCAACAAACUCUGAAGAGACCUGUAUAAAAAUGGAAGUGAAAGUUAAAGCGUUGGUCCAUUCCACCAGUCCCAGCCCUGUGCUUAACGGUGUUCGAAAGGACUUUCAUGAGCUGCAGUCAGAUAAUGUUUAUCAGGAACAAAGUAGUGCAUUGAAAAGUACAGAGUCCCAUAAUGGAGAUCUCCAUCUGCAUAUUAACGAUCACGUGCCUGUAGUUAUAGGACUUAUGCCUCAGGACUAUAUUCAGUAUACUGUGCCUUUAGAUGAGGGAAUGUAUCCUUUGGAAGGACCACGUACUUACUGUUUGGAUAGCUCAUCCCCGAUGGAAAUUUCUGCUGUACCUUCCCAAAUAGGAAGUAACGGCUUCCACGAAGAGGAAAGUCACGUAGCUUCGGAUGUAGUAGUGGCUUCGGACAUCUUUGUGGACCAGACGGUGAAUGGUCUACUGCAUAGUACCAAUAGAGUGAUUUUUCAAAACUCCAGGGUAAGUCACAGUGACGUCCCACCACUCUCACCAUUGCUACCUCCAAUCCAGAGUAGUCAAAUCCAAAGGAACUUUGCAGGACUUAAUAGCACAGAAGCACACAUGGCUGAAAGCAUUCGUUGCCAUUUGAAUUUCGAUCCCAACACUGCUCCUGGUGUGGCCCGAGUCUAUGACUCUGUACAAAGCAGUGGACCUAUGGUUGUCACCAGUCUUACCGAGGAGCUAAAAAAACUUGCAAAACAAGGUUGGUACUGGGGACCCAUCACCCGCUGGGAAGCAGAAGAAAAAUUGGCAAACGUGCCAGAUGGCUCCUUUCUGGUCCGAGACAGUUCUGAUGACCGUUACCUUUUAAGCCUAAGUUUUCGUUCCCAUAGUAAAACUCUUCAUACUAGAAUUGAACAUUCAAAUGGUAGAUUUAGCUUUUACGAACAACCAGACGUGGAAGGACAUACCUCCAUCGUUGACCUUAUAGAACAUUCCAUCAGGGACUCUGAAAAUGGAGCGUUUUGCUACUCCAGGUCUCGCGUUCCAGGAUCAGCGACGUAUCCAGUUAGACUGACGAAUCCAGUGUCUCGAUUUAUGCAGGUGCGGUCUUUGCAGUACCUGUGCCGUUUUGUCAUACGUCAGUACACCAGAAUAGACCUGAUUCAGAAACUGCCUUUGCCAAACAAAAUGAAGGAUUAUUUACAGGAAAAGCACUACUGAACUUGUGGGAAUUUUGCAAUUUGCACUUUGGGAUAAAAAAAACAUGAAAUACAGUUUACAAACUUUCAUUGCUAUGUGACUAUUUUGCUGCCAUACAUUUUAGUUCUGAGAAAUACGUGUAAUGCAUUAUUCUCUUUAUCAUUUUUUUCUUAAUAGUAAAACCAUAAAACAUCUGAUGAGUGAAAUCACCAUCUUUUAUCAACAUCUAAAAUCACAAUGUGAACUAUUAGAUUCUCCUAUUUUUUCCAUGUUCUUAGCUGCUAUCCACUGUGACUAUUAUGCAUUGAAAGCACACAUUUCAUGUGUUCUUUACCACCGCUGACAUUAAAUUGAACCUGUAGAUUUCA